UUCGCGCACUCGCCAACUUCCCUGAUAGAGUAGUUCCUCCGUGAAGCGCUCUGGUGAGCAAUUGGAGAUAAAACAGGUAACAAUAAAUCUGACAAAGUUCUCCAGCGCUCACAAACCAUUGCUGGGGGAGUGAAUAGCAUGUACAAACUUGUUUAAAUUUAAGUUUCGGAUUUCUUUAGCUACUUAUAGACUUUUUAAUUUUGUAUUCCCCCGUGCUAACUUUCGUCCUGAGUGAUUUUCAAAGUCGCCGUUUGAGCAGUGAGUGUGGUAAAAGUUUUUUUGCUUCAUCCAUAACCGAGCACACUAUCUAAAACAACAUGCCAUUCCCUUUUGGGAAGUCUCAGAAGAGUCCAGCGGAGAUUGUGAAGAAUCUCAAGGAAAAUGUGGCAUGCUUAGAGAAGCUGGAAACAUCGGACAACAAGAAGAGUGAAAAGGUUGCUGAAGAAGUUUCAAAGAAUCUAGCCUCAUUAAAAGAGGUGCUGUGUGGUACUGGAGACAAGGAGCCUCAAACAGAAGCAGUGGCUCAACUGGCACAGGAGCUUUAUAACACCAACCUGUUCAUCGCCCUCAUAGCCAACCUGCAGAGGAUCGACUUUGAGGGAAAGAAGGAUGUGGUUCAUCUGUUUAGCAACAUAGUGCGGCGUCAGAUUGGCACCCGCACACCUACAGUUGAGUACAUUUCCUCCCACUCCCAGAUCCUCUUCAUGCUGCUGAAAGGCUAUGAAACUCCAGAAGUGGCUCUGAACUGCGGCAUGAUGUUGAGAGAGUGUCUCCGUCACGAGCCCUUGGCUCGCACUGUUCUCUUCUCCGAGGACUUCUUUUGCUUUUUCCACUUUGUGGAACUCUCCACUUUCGACAUUGCCUCUGAUGCCUUUGCGUCAUUUAAAGAUCUUCUCACACGACACAAAAUCAUGUGUGCGGAUUUCUUGGAGACGAAUUAUGACCGAGUAUUUACAGAGUACGAAAAGCUGCUCCAUUCUGAUAAUUACGUCACCAAACGGCAGUCUCUGAAGCUUUUGGGAGAACUGUUACUGGAUAGACACAACUUUACAGUCAUGACCAAAUACAUCAGUCGAGCCGAAAAUCUGAAACUGAUGAUGAACAUGUUGAGAGACAACAGCCGCAACAUCCAGUUUGAAGCUUUUCAUGUCUUUAAGGUGUUCGUGGCAAACCCAAAUAAGACCCAACCUGUUUUGGAUAUCCUGUUGAAGAACCAGUCCAAACUGGUGGAGUUCCUGAGCCAAUUCCAAACGGACCGCUCAGAGGAUGAGCAAUUCUGCGAUGAAAAGAACUAUCUCAUCAAGCAGAUACGAGAUCUCAAGAGGCCCGCACCACCGGAAGAAGCAUGAAGGACAAAAAUACAACAGUGAACAGUUGGGGUGGUGAUGUUUUGUGCAGUUGAGGAAAUAACAAAAGAAAUAAUGACACAGGUUUCUCAGAUCCAAUUUUUUUUUUUUUUUUUUGCGCAGCUGACCACCAAAAUGUAGUCAAUAUGAGCUCACUCAGUUUUUCCCCCUUUUGCUUAAGAACAAGUUUGAAUUUUCUGUGUGAAAAGCAAGAGGGACCCAAGCACUCUGUUUACUCCAAAGCUUUUUUCCCCCUUGUGAGAUUAUUUUCUGGUUUGUUUUGAGUCUUCUAAUUUUGUGACAUCACUCUCUGCAGCUUCUAAAUGUGAACAGUUUAUUUUAUCUAUGGUGUGAAAUCAGUUAUAAUAAUUACUCAUUCAGAUUUUUUAUUAAAUGAAGCAGGAAGUGAAGCAGGAAAGUCGUUUUACACAGGGAUUUCUACAACAUUUCAAGUCUUAGGAAGGCUCUUAAAGCGGAUUUAGAGGUGCAUUAAAAAGAAAUGUUAACAAAGCAUUUGGAGUGAAGGUGUAUAUCACAGAAUGUCAUGAAUUUAAAAAGUAAAGCAAACUUUUUAAUGCCAAACUUAACGUAAUAAUUAAAUCAAUUUCCCUUCUCCCUAGAAGCCACUAGGGAAUUUUUUUUAUUUUAUAUAUAUAUAUUUUUUUGAUAUUCCAAAAGAGAAUUUCCAGCAAAACUGCCAAUAAUUCAGAAUUGCAGACUUUACAGGUUUACAGUCUCAUUACUGUGCUCAAGUUUCUGAGUCGUUGGAUAAUUUAAAGAGCAUUGAUUGGUUGAGACACUCUGAUAGCAUUGUCUUUAUACUAUUAUUUUAGUGUAAAUUGUUCAGCAUGGUUUUUUAACUGGAUGCAGAUCUAUUUAAGUUGGGGAUUUUACAAAAUAUUGUUACAUUUAUUAGCUGUGAAACUAUGGGCUUGCAAAUUUCACCGAUGUACACAAAACGUGGAACAUUAAUCUCUCAAUAAUGAUGAAUACAGAUCCAUUCGAUGCUUUUUAGGUGCUGCGUUUUGAUUUUCAGCCUACGCACAUGAACCUAGAAGCAUUUUGAAAAAGAUUCCUCCAACACCCAAACAAACAAACAUUUAACACCAUUUUCCUACCAUCCUCUGUACUGUCAACCUUGAACGAGUCAAAACUGUGGUAAUGUAUUGUAUCUUAUUAUUGUAUUUUUAGCUUCAAAUCUAUUCAGCACUUUUCUGUACAUCUUGGUCAUUGGAAGGUCAUUUUUGAAUGGAAAUGCAAAACAGGAUUCUACUGAAAAGCCUUCAUUGAAUUAGUGCGCAAGUUCAACCUUUUAGUCAACGUACUUUGUUUGCACAAAUUCCUUUAUAUACCUCACACGUUUUGAGUUGCUUAAGUGCUAUGUACUUAAGUCCCUCCCCCUGACCAUGUUAAGUUACCAUGGCAGAAAUGUCAGUUAUGCAAGGAAAAAAAAGCUUAAAAUCUUAGAACAAUUUUUGCCCUUUCAGUUGCUGAACAGGAUUCGACAAGGGAAAACAUUAACUGUGAUAUUUUCUGGUAUGGUACUCUUGAAUGUGUGCUGAAAUAUUCUUACUUUUUUAGUGUAUGUGGAUGUUUUAGGUCUGUGGGUUAAUGGAGUAAUAAUCCCUUUAACAUAAGCUUGAUAGUGCCAAGACACGCAGAUGUGAACAGCUUUAUAAGACUACAGGGCUUAAUACAUGCUUUUUUUUUUGCAUUUGUCUUUUCCACAUGAUGCAAAUUGUGACCGUCAUCAAACCAGGAUUAGCCUUUCUGUACUGAGUCAGAUAGUUUGCCCUAUAAAGUUCAAAAGACAAAUGCAGUAACUUUGGGUCGAAAUGAAUUGAACUUUUCAAAUUGUUUGGUGCAGUUUUGGACAGGAUACAAACGUCAGUCUUUGUCACCAUGUUUUAAUCAGCUGACAUGCAUGUUGAUGAGGGUGAUUGAAAAAUACAAUGUCCACUGCUUCUAAAUUAUUGUUUGGUUUUUUUUUGUUGUUGUUUGCUUCAGAAUUAGGCUUUAAAUAUAUAUUUUACUCCCCUUUUUGUUCCUUGUAUGUUUUCUGUCAUCUGUUCCACUUUAUAAGGAUUCUACAUGUACAUAAAAGAUUUAUUUUAUGAAGCAAGUGUGAGGACAUAUUGGAAAUAAAAUAAAAUAAACAACUGUG
Messenger RNA from Silurus meridionalis, 3510 nucleotides. RefSeq names its product calcium binding protein 39, like 1 (gene cab39l1). NCBI's taxonomy places the organism in Eukaryota, Metazoa, Chordata, Actinopteri, Siluriformes, Siluridae. Gene Ontology annotation, molecular function: protein serine/threonine kinase activator activity. Gene Ontology annotation, biological process: intracellular signal transduction. Bases 318 to 1349 code for a protein of 343 amino acids. The record is from RefSeq and is a predicted model, not a curated record. The transcript is spliced from 9 exons.